Molecule: messenger RNA, 438 nt
Organism: Cladophialophora psammophila CBS 110553
Lineage: Eukaryota; Fungi; Ascomycota; Eurotiomycetes; Chaetothyriales; Herpotrichiellaceae
Exons: 3
Coding region: 1-438 (145 amino acids)
Source: RefSeq, a predicted model, not a curated record
AUGGACCUGUUCCAUACCGUCACUCAAACCAUUGACCAAGUCUUGACUUGCGACUGGUACGACUCGUUCAAGUCAUUCAAAAUGGAAGGCAACAAGGCCCAAGACAAAACUAUUGAUACAGCGCUAGGAGGCGAGACCCCGCAAUAUGAGUCCAUUAAGACUGAGACUGUUGCAACCUCGAAGCAGAGAGGACAAUUGGGCGCUGGCUCCAAUACUUCGGAAACCCCCUCCGAUUCUGUAGAUCGUGGACAACAGACGGCCGACAACUUUAGAUACGGCCAGAAUAUCUCGGAGUCAGGGAUGGGUGGCAAGACGGACUCGCAGGGCGGUGAUGCUGGUCAACAAGGUGGCUAUGGAGGGACACCAGCUCAGGCCGAGGGACAGAAGGACACCCGGCCGCAGCAAAGAUAUGGGGGAGGAACCGGGAUCGGAGCAUGA